Neltuma alba is the source of this 930-nucleotide messenger RNA. RefSeq lists its product as uncharacterized. The transcript is spliced from 9 exons. The coding region runs from base 70 to 711 and encodes 213 amino acids. The record is from RefSeq and is a predicted model, not a curated record. NCBI's taxonomy places the organism in Eukaryota, Viridiplantae, Streptophyta, Magnoliopsida, Fabales, Fabaceae.
CUCGUUUCGUCGCUGAAGCUGAACAACGCACUCUUCUGCUUGGGAUUCCUCACGCGAAUCUCUCUUCCAAUGUCUCUUACUGUCAAACUUGUUCACCACUCUAUAUGGAUACCCCCUUCACGUCCCCAUUCUCUGGGCAUCCAUGAUGGCGUACUUGUGCGCGGUUACUUUGCUAAGCGGAGUAAUACCCGUUUGCAUCACAGCCUCCAUAGAAGGCCUUGCUUGGCUAACAGCGGCGACAGUUUGAGUCAGGCAAAUGAGCAAUCAGAUGCAGGCAACCAUGAAGGUUCAUCAGAAAGAGAAGAUAAUAUGAAAGCGAAGUCUCUGACAGCCAAUGAGAUCCUGACAAAGCUGAAGAGAUACGGAGUUUCUGGCAUCCUUUCCUAUGGACUACUGAACACAGCAUACUACCUCGCGACAUUUCUUUUUGUGUGGCUUUACGUGGUUCCAGCACCUAAAAGGAUGGGUUAUCUUGCAGCUGUGGAGCGAUUUCUCAAAGUGAUGGCCAUGGUCUGGGCUGGUAGCCAAGUGACGAAACUUGUAAGAGCUGGAGGAGCUUUAGCAUUGGCGCCUUUUGUAGACAGAGGGUUAUCAUGGUUUACUGACAAGUUCCACUUUGAGUCUCAGGGAAAGGCGUUCAUGGCAAUCGUGACAUUUUGUUUUGGGCUGGCCAUUGUCGUCUUUUUGGUGAUCACAUUGCUUUGGGCAUGAUGCUGUCUCUGCGGCUCACCAGAGCAUAUAUCUGAUUAGAGCCACUUAACUUAUAUCACCUACGCAUUUGUAUUUAAGUAUGUUACAGUCAUCUCUCAGUCCUUCUUCCUUGGCAUCUUUCUUAAAAUUUCUGAAACUGUUAUGCUCCUUAAUUUUUGUCAAGGAGCUUUUUUGGUCCCUAAUGUAUGGAAAAAAUUAUAAUUAAUCCCUUGCAAUACU